Pteronotus mesoamericanus is the source of this 4407-nucleotide messenger RNA. It is a transcript of the gene DHX29, whose product is annotated as DExH-box helicase 29. The record is from RefSeq and is a predicted model, not a curated record. Gene Ontology annotation, molecular function: RNA helicase activity; ATP binding; RNA binding. Lineage: Eukaryota; Metazoa; Chordata; Mammalia; Chiroptera; Mormoopidae. Gene Ontology annotation, cellular component: intracellular anatomical structure. Gene Ontology annotation, biological process: translational initiation. The transcript has 27 exons. Bases 114 to 4211 code for a protein of 1365 amino acids.
CCCGGAUGGAGGACGCUGACUGGCGGCGCGAGACCCGGGGAAUGUGAAGCGCGCUCGGAGGCUGUGCCGGGGCCGGGUCUGGACCGGGCGCCGUCUUCCGCCGGGACUGCAAAAUGGGCGGCAAGAACAAGAAGCACAAGGCGCCAGGCGCCGCGGCAGUGCGCGCCGCCGUGUCCGCCUCCAGAGCCAAGGCCGCCGAGGCCGUAGCUGCCCCCGAGGCCCAGACCAAGAAGCCUGUAGCCAGGCCGCCCGCCGCCGCCGGUCCCCGGGAGCCGCGCGUCAAGACAGGUCCGAAGAUUUAUAGUUUUAACUCCGCAAAUGAUUCUGGUGGUCCUGCAAGUCUGGAUAAAUCUAUUUUGAAAGUGGUAAUUAAUAAUAAACUAGAGCAAAGGAUUAUUGGAGUGAUCAAUGAGCAUAAAAAGCAAAAUAAUGACAAGGGAAUGAUUUCUGGAAGACUUACUGCCAAAAAAUUACAGGACUUGUACACGGCCCUGCAAGCCUUCUCCUUUAAGACCAAGGACAUCGAAGACGCCAUGACCAACUCGCUCCUGCAGGGAGGGGACCUUCACUCUGCCUUGGACUGGCUCUGCUUGAACCUUUCGGACGACUCGCUUCCUGAGGGCUUCAGUCAGGAGUUUGAAGAGCAACAGCCUAAAAGCAGGCCAAAGUUCCAGUCCCCUCCAGUGCGAGCCGCUGUGUCCCCUCCAUUGCAGCCCAGAACCAAAACACAGGAAGAGGACCCUCAGAGUAAGCCAAAGAAGGAAGAAAAAAAUACGGAAGUGAAUAUGAAAGAAUGGAUUUUGCGGUAUGCUGAACAACAAAAUGAAGAAGAAAAGAGUGAAAAUUCUAAAAGUUUAGAAGAGGAGGAAAAAUUUGACCCUAAUGAAAGGUACUUGCACCUUGCAGCAAAACUCCUGGAUGCAAAGGAGCAAGCAGCGACCUUUAAGCUGGAAAAAAACAAGCAAGGGCAAAGGGAGGCUCAAGAAAAAAUAAGGAAAUUGCAAAGAGAAAUGGAAACUUUAGAAGACCAUCCAGUAUUCAACCCAGCCGUGAAGAUCUCACAGCAACAGAAUGAGAGGAAAAAGCCUCCUGUAGCCACAGAAGGGGAAAGUGCUUUGACCUUUAAUUUGUUUGAAAAAUCUGCAGCUGCUGCUGAGGAGAAAGAGAAGAAGAAGGAAACCCAUGACGUCAGGAAUCUUGACUAUACUGCCCGAAGCUGGACUGGAAAGUCUCCCAAACAGUUCCUCAUCGAUUGGGUCAGGAAGAAUCUUCCCAAGAGUCCAAAUCCUUCCUUCGAAAAAGUUCCCGUAGGUCGAUACUGGAAAUGCAGGGUGCGCGUGGUGAGGUCCGAGGAGGACGUGCUGGUGGUGUGCCCCGCCAUCCUGACGGAGGACGGCGUGCAAGCGCAGCACCUGGGGGCCACGCUGGCGCUCUACCGGCUGGUGAAAGGGCAGUCAGUUCAUCAGUUACUUCCUCCAACUUACCGAGAUGUUUGGCUGGAGUGGAGUGAUGCAGAAAAGAAAAAGGAGGAAUUAAAUAAAAUGGAAACCAAUAAACCACGUGAUCUUUUUAUUGCCAAGCUUCUGAAUAAAGUGAAGCAGCAGCAGCAGCAGCAGCAGCAGCAUUCUGAAAGUAAGAGAGAAAACUCUGAAGAUCCGGAGGAGUCCUGGGAAAAUUUAGUUUCUGAUGAGGAUUUUUCUGCACCGUCCUCGGAAUCGGAAAAGGCAGAAGACUUGGAACCUGUGAGAAGCCUCUUUAGAAAGCUGCGAAGCUCCCCGAAGUACCAGAGACUUCUCAAGGAGAGGCAGCAGCUGCCUGUGUUCAAACACAAGGAUUCGAUCGUUGACGCUCUGAAGAGGCACCGGGUCGUGGUGGUGGCAGGCGACACCGGGAGUGGGAAGAGCACGCAGGUGCCACAGUUCCUCUUGGAGGACUUGCUUCUGACGGAGUCGGGGACGAGUAAAUGCAACAUCAUCUGCACCCAGCCCCGGAGGAUCUCGGCAGUGAGUUUAGCCACAAGGGUGUGUGACGAGUUGGGCUGUGAAAACGGACCCGGAGGAAGGAGCUCCCUUUGCGGCUAUCAGAUCCGGAUGGAGUCUCGGGCUGGCGAGUCCACCCGGCUGCUCUAUUGUACGACAGGCGUCUUGUUGAGGAAGCUCCAGGAAGACGGUCUCCUAACGAGUGUGUCCCAUGUUAUUGUAGACGAGGUGCACGAGAGAAGUGUCCAGUCAGACUUCUUACUGGUCAUCCUGAAGGAGAUUCUGCAGAAGCGCUCCGACCUGCACCUGAUCCUGAUGAGCGCCACUGUGGACAGCGACAAGUUCUCCGCGUACUUCACGCACUGCCCCGUCCUCAGGAUUUCAGGGAGAAGCUACCCUGUCGAGGUUUUUUAUCUUGAAGAUAUAGUAGAAGAAACAGGCUUUGUACUGGAGAAAGACUCAGAAUAUUGUCAAAAAUAUCUGGAGGAGGAAGAAGAAAUAACCAUAAAUGUUACAAGCAAAGGAGGGGGAAUAAAAAAGUACCAGGAAUACAUCCCAACUCAGACUGAUGCAGGUGCUGAACUAAGUCCCUUUUACCAAAAGUACAGCAGCCGCACCCAGCAUGCUCUCCUCUACAUGAACCCUCAGAAGAUCAACCUGGACCUCGUCUUGGAGCUCCUCACGUACUUAGAUAGAAGUCCCCAGUUCAGAAACAUUGAAGGAGCAGUAUUGAUCUUUUUACCCGGCCUUGCUCACAUUCAGCAGUUGUAUGAUCUCCUGUCGACUGACAGAAGGUUUUCUUCUGAACGAUGUAAAGUGAUAGCUCUGCAUUCCAUUCUUUCAACCCAAGACCAAGCCGCGGCAUUCGCGCUGCCCCCUCCAGGAGUCCGGAAGAUUGUUCUCGCAACAAAUAUCGCAGAGACGGGAAUCACCAUUCCAGAUGUUGUGUUUGUAAUUGAUGCUGGAAGAACAAAAGAGAAUAAGUACCACGAGAGCAGUCAGAUGAGCUCUUUGGUCGAGACGUUCAUCAGCAAGGCCAGCGCUCUGCAGCGCCAGGGCCGGGCCGGGCGGGUCCGCGAGGGCAUCUGCUUCCGGCUGUACACGAGGGAGAGAUUUGAAGGCUUUAUGGACUAUUCCGUUCCUGAAAUCUUACGUGUGCCUUUGGAGGAACUGUGUCUUCAUAUUAUGAAAUGCAGCCUUGGGUCUCCUGAAGAUUUCCUCUCCAAGGCCUUAGACCCUCCUCAGCCUCAAGUAAUCAGCAACGCGAUGCAUUCACUCCGGAAAAUUGGAGCCUGUGAACCAAACGAGCCCAAACUGACGCCCCUGGGCCAGCACCUCGCGGCCUUGCCUGUGAACGUCAAGAUCGGCAAGAUGCUCAUCUUCGGGGCUGUGUUUGGCUGCCUGGACCCUGUGGCGACGCUCGCCGCUGUCAUGACGGAGAAGUCUCCUUUCACCACCCCGAUCGGGCGAAAGGAGGAGGCGGACCUGGCCAAGGCGGCCCUGGCCGUGGCGGACUCGGACCACCUGACCACCUACAACGCCUACCUCGGGUGGAAGAGCGCGCGGCAGGAGGGGGGCUACCGCGCGGAGAUGGCCUACUGCCGGAGGCACUUCCUCAGCCGGACCGCGCUGCUGACGCUGGAGGAUGUGAAGCAGGAGCUGAUGAAGCUGGUGAGGGCAGCGGGGUUUUCGUCACCCACACCUGCUCAUGGCACGGAAGGGAGCAGGGCCUCGCAGCCCCUGUCCUUCCAAGACGUCGCCCUUCUCAGAGCCGUUCUGGCCGCCGGGCUCUAUGACAACGUGGGGAAGAUCAUCUGUGCAAAAUCCGUCGAUGUCACAGAGAAGCUGGCAUGCGUCGUGGAGACAGCCCAAGGCAAGGCACAAGUGCACCCGUCCUCGGUGAACCGGGGUUUGCAGACCUACGGCUGGCUCCUGUUCCAGGAGAAGGUGAGGUAUGCCAGAGUGUACCUGCGGGAAACCACCCUGAUAACGCCUUUUCCAGUUCUGCUCUUCGGCGGCGACAUCGAAGUCCAGCACCGGGAGCGGCUUGUCUCAGUGGACGGCUGGAUCUGCUUCCAGGCCCCUGUGAAGAUAGCGGUCAUUUUUAAGCAGCUCCGAGUCCUCAUUGAUUCCGUCCUCCGAAAGAAGCUCGAAAAUCCUAAGAUGUCCCUUGAAAAUGACAAGAUUCUACAGAUCAUAACGGAACUGAUAAAAACAGAGAAUAUUAAUUGAAACUGAAAUCCAUGAUCUCCUGCUUUAAAAAUCCAGAUGAAGAUACAGCCAUGAACUCGUGUGCCGGCAGCCAGCCCGCCGGGCCUCCAGUCCUGGCUGAGGCGGCGCGAGCCGUGGCAGAGGGGGCGGGGCAGUGCCGUCUUCACGCGUGAUUCUCUCGUCUCUUUCUAACGAUGAUGCCGCGCAGUGGGUCUGC